This is a messenger RNA of Blastomyces dermatitidis ER-3, 2954 nucleotides long. RefSeq names its product triacylglycerol lipase. Gene Ontology annotation, molecular function: glycerophospholipase activity. The record is from RefSeq and is a predicted model, not a curated record. Gene Ontology annotation, biological process: macroautophagy; piecemeal microautophagy of the nucleus; neutral lipid catabolic process. Bases 66 to 2039 code for a protein of 657 amino acids. Lineage: Eukaryota; Fungi; Ascomycota; Eurotiomycetes; Onygenales; Ajellomycetaceae. The transcript has 2 exons.
CGCACUGCCACCCAUCAAACGUCAACCUCCCCAACGCUUCCGUUUGGGUGAACAGCCAGCUCUGUAUGGCCCACAGCAACACACUUGGUCGAACAGACCCCUAUUUAUCCUCGAUAUUUAUUUACAAUAUGCAACCAUCUAGAUGGAAAAGAAAGAAACGGUCAUCUGGGUCCACUCUCAUGGGGUUUGAUGUUCUAGUGUCAUUACUAGCAAUAUCGCCCUUACCCAGCAUUGUCUCUGCUCAGAAUCCCUUUAUACAGCCUCAAAUUCCUCUCCCAGGGCCUCAACCUGUUGACACAGAUCAUGAAUUUUCAUUGCGACAUAUCUUCCAUCACGGAACCUACCGAUACCCCCUCCUACAUAAGCGGCUUGAUAUCAAGCCUGAUGCUGAGCUAUGGGUUGCCUCAGAAGAUGGUGAAGGACGGGAACCCGUUCCUCGUCUCCGUGCUUCUUCAAGGGCUGUUAAUAUCCAGCGUCUUGCCGACCGCCGGGUUUCCGUUAUUGAAGACCACCUCUUAACCGCGAGACUGACAAGCUCCCCAGUAGCACUCUCAUCAGAUUAUUGGACCUUGGACGAGGUGGAUGCUCCUGAUGUUACGGAUAAAGAGACAGUUCUUUCGUUAGCUCGAAUGGCAGCCAACGCCUAUAUCAUGUUGCCAGGAACAGAACAGUGGGCUGAUGUUGACUCGCGUUACAACCACUCAGACAGUUUCGGAUGGGAAAGUGAUGGGCUGAGAGGCCAUAUCUACGCGGAUAAAUCGAAUUCUACAAUAAUAGUUGCUUUGAAGGGCACAUCCGCGGCUCUCUUCGAUGGCGAAGAGACUACAACCAAUGACAAGGUUAACGACAACUUAUUUUUCAGCUGUUGCUGUGCCCAAGGUGGACAAUACUUCUGGCGACAAGUUUGCGACUGUUAUACGUCAACAUAUACAUGUAAUGCAACUUGUGUAAGGAAAGCACUGAGAGCAGAAAACCGUUAUUAUCGAGCUGCCCUCGAUCUUUACGCCAACGUCACCGAAAUUUAUCCCAAUUCUAAUAUCUGGCUUGCGGGCCACUCUCUGGGUGGUUCCGUUUCAAGCAUGCUUGGGAUGACAUAUGGGCUACCAGUGGUCACGUUUGAAGCCGUGCCAGAGGCUCUACCUGCUUCUCGCCUUGGACUGCCUUCCCCUCCUGGAAUUGAUCCUUCUUCGCCCCAGAAGAGGAAUUACACUGGUGCCUACCACUUUGGCCAUACCGCGGACCCUGUUUAUAUGGGAACGUGUAACGGCGCAACUUCUGUGUGUACACUUGGUGGAUAUGCUAUGCAGACAUUUUGUCAUACCGGCCAAUUGUGCACUUACGACACAGUGGAAGAUUUAGGCUGGAGAGUUGGAAUUGGAACCCACCGAAUUCGUUCCGUGAUUGCAGAUGUUAUCGAGAAGUACGAUACCGUCCCUGAAUGUGCCCCUUUUACAGAAUGCGUGGACUGUAACAACUGGAAGUUUUUCGAAAGCAAUGGUACCGAGCCUACGUCGACUAGUACUCGAAUAAGCACUGCAACUAGAACGAGAUCGUCAACUUGCAAGACGCCUGGAUGGUGGGGAUGCUUGGAUCCAACAACGACUGCAACGACAACAGCUACAACAUCCACUGCGAUCACCACGACAUCUACUUGCAAAACUCCAGGGUGGUUUGGCUGCAAAGACCCUACGACAACGAGCACAGUACCUACUGCGUCACCUGCGCCUACCAUAACUCCAACCUCCCCUCCAACGACUACUGCUUCCACUACUUCAUCCUGCGAAACGCCUGGCUGGUUUGGGUGUAAAGACCCUACGAGCACUACGAGCUCCCCUGAUCCAACCACGACACCCACAACCACAAGUUCUUGUGAGACUCCGGGCUGGUUCUGGGGCUGUUAUGACUCAACCACAACGGAAUCCCCAAGCCAUCCCAUCACAUCCUCGCCCGAGACCACAUCCCCUAGCGCCACUUCCUCGCCCUCCGGCCAUACAUGUACGUCAAGCAUAUUUUUUGGACUGAUCUGUCUUGGCCCUUAACUCCAAGUGACCCUAUGCCCACCUUCUCUCACGCGAAGCCUCCCACGUCGUGGGCAGCGCUGGGCGAAGGGAGACCGGCUUUUUGGGUGCAGUAAUUGGAAUCCUUGGCAUCAGAAGCAAGAACCCAAUUCUAGUCAUGCCGAUAUGAACUGACAUAUCCAUCCAAUUGUUAUUUUGCUAACUCGUUUCCCUUUGCGCUCUCUUUAGUUUGAUUUUUCGAGCAUUGUCAAUUUAGUGUCGAUUUUACGUUUGGAACCUAUUUAUCUCGAGGCAUAUUAUCUCGAGGGUGAGCGGGAGUUUAUAUAUUGGCAUAUCGUGGCUUAUUUGGCCGACGUUACUGGCAUCGUUUUUGCCCUUCCCGGAGUUUGGAGAACUUGGAUCUACCCUUGAAUUUUAUGCUUUAGAAUUGUGGACGGACUACACAUUGUCAACUAGAUACCAUCAUCAUAAACGCCUGAUUUCGGACAUCCAUUCAUUUUAAUAUUAUUUGCACAUACGCGCUUUGCUUGACUACUGCCAUUCAAUAGUUUUCAUAAUUAAUUUUUAGUAUUUUGGCUAUGCCUGAUUAACAACUGCAGAAAGAGAAAAGGGAGAAAAAGAAGCCCAAAAAUUCAACACAGAACAAAGGCAAAGAAUUCUUGUUUUUCCAACACUUCGUGUAUACUACGGAGACACAGAAGAUACAACAGCUACUAAUCUGUACUGAGCCUGGGAUCUACAAACGGGCUGGAUGACAGGCGCCCCCCCUGUUUUAACAAACAAAGUAGCAGAGGAAAUCACCCUACGCUCAAAUGUUUUGGCUGAAAGGCGACGACCGACGAACCCAGAGCCAAGAUCAAUAUUGUAGGAUCGUUCAACUGAUGUUAGAGAGCAAACGGCUGGCGUCAGUCUUAACCCAACUCUGAGACAAAAGAC